Messenger RNA from Hippocampus comes (tiger tail seahorse), 2169 nucleotides. Its product is annotated as gastrula zinc finger protein XlCGF57.1-like. The record is from RefSeq and is a predicted model, not a curated record. The transcript is spliced from 3 exons. Lineage: Eukaryota; Metazoa; Chordata; Actinopteri; Syngnathiformes; Syngnathidae. Bases 1 to 1809 code for a protein of 602 amino acids.
AUGUCAUCACUGGCCACUUUUUUUGAUGUCACCACGGACCUCAAAGAAGAAGAUCUUGGACCUGAGCAGCAGGAGCUAGAAUUGCCCCAAACUAAAGAGGAGGAGGCGCGAGAGGGCCCUCACGUUAAAGAAGAAGAGCAGGAAGAUGAAAUCAGCAAGUUUCCAUUGACUGGAGUCAAUGUGAAGAGUGACGAAAAUGAUGGAGACCAGGAUGGACGAUCCCACUCGGAUGGGCUCUUGGCUCCACUUUCUGACGGAGACGGCGUCACGUCACAGUCUUCUGACACGGAGGAUGACGACGAUGACGAACAGUCCAAAGGUGAUCUGACGUGUCAUUUUGUGGUAAAACGCCAUUGUGGCAAAACUUUUGUCAGUAAGUCAACAUUGAGAACACACACCAGGACACACACGUGGGAGAAACGCUUUGUCUGCUCAGUUUGUGGUAAAACAUUUACUCGGAAUACAACUUUAACAAGCCACACCAGAACACACACGGGGGAGAAACGCUUUGUCUGCUCAGUUUGUGGGAAACGAUUUUCUCGGAAUACAACUUUAACAAGCCACACCAGAACACAUACUGGGGAAAAACCUUUUGCCUGCCCAGUUUGUGGUCAAAGAUUCUCUGAAAAGGGAAAUUUAACCAAACACAAAAUUACUCACACUGGUGAAAAACCUUUUACCUGCUCAGUAUGUGGUAAAACGUUUACAUAUAAACAGGAUUUAACAAGGCAUUCAAGAAGACACACUGGGGAGAAACGUUUUGCCUGCCCAGUUUGUGGGGAAAGAUUUGUUCAGAAAGCUGAUUUAACAAGGCACACGAUAACGCACACUGGAGAAAAACCUUUUGCCUGUUCAGGUUGUGAUAAAGGUUUUUUUACAAAAGGUGACUUAAAAAAACACUCAAGAACGCACACUGGGGAAAAACCCUUUGCCUGCUCAGUUUGUGGGAAAAGAUUCUUUCAGAAAUCAGAUUUAGCAAGGCACACAAUAACACACAGUGGAGAAAAACCUUUUGCCUGUUCCGUUUGUGGUAAAGCAUUUUAUCUAAAUAAAGAGUUAACAAGGCACACAAUGAGUCACACCGGAGAAAAACCUUUUGCCUGUUCAGGCUGUGAUAAAGGUUUUUUUACAAAGGGUGACUUGAAAAAACACACGAGAACACACACUGGGGAAAAACCCUUUGCCUGUUCAAUUUGCGGAACAAGAUUCAGACAUAAGGGACUUUUGAACGUGCACAGAAGAACGCACACUGGAGAAAAACCUUUUGCCUGCUCCGUUUGCGGAACAAGAUUCCCUCGAAAGAGACUUUUGAUAACACACACAAGCGUGCACACCGGAGAAAAUCCUUUCGCUUGCUCAGUUUGUGGUAAAACCUUCACGAGAAAAGAAAAUUUAACAAGGCAUACAAGGACUCACACUGGGCAAAAACCUUUUGCCUGCUCAGUUUGUGGUAAAACUUUCUCUACAAGGGAAUAUUUAACGAGGCACACAAGAACACACUCUGGAGGAAAACCUUUUGCCUGCUCAAAUUGUGGGAAGACAUUCCGGGCAAAGGCAGAUUUAACAAGGCACAUGAGAGCACACUCUGGAGAAAAACCUUUUGCCUGCUCAGUUUGUAGUAAAAGCUUCACUCGAAAGGAAAAUUUAACAAGGCAUGGAAGAGAACACUCUGGAGAAACACCUUUUGCUUUUUCGGUUUGUGGUCAAACUUUUGCUAGAAGAGACUCUUCUUCAAAGCACACAAGAAGGUGCACUUUGGAGAAAAAACAUUUGCCUGCUUCGUUUUUGCGAAAAGACGAAAUCAAAUGACAAAUGUAUUUAAGAAAAACUACAAUGAUAAACAUCUUGUCAUCAUUUGUUCGAGAAUGGGCAAUUCCAAAACCAAUGAAAACAUUUUUUGUCUCUAUAUCAUGUUUUGCAUUGUUGUACAAACACUUUGCAUAAGUACGAUCUCUGAAUGAUUUCAAAAGUAAUCUUUUCAAAAUCCCUUCACUGUACGAUCUUUUCAUGUCUUCACAGGGCUACUUUUUAUUUCUUUACUUUGCUUUGAAAGGUCUUGAAGUGUUUUGUUUUAAUGUGCUUUUGGGUGUUUUGGUUUUGAUUGUGUGAAGCAUAUUUAGUUGUCUCGUGUAUGAAAUGUGCUGUCCGAAUAAAGCUGUCUUGGCUCAA